AACUCGCCGCGCCGGCACCGGCAAAAUUACAGUGUUCAGUCGCGAGCGAGAACACGGGCCACCACUUGCCGCUUCUGUACGCUAUAAAUCGUUAUCCGUUGUGUUAAUUUUUUUCAAAUUCUCGUCGCCUUGCUCGUUCUAGUUAUUUUUUUUUCCAAUUCGUACACAUUCUUUUUUUUUUUUUUUUUUUUUUUUUUUUUUUUUUUUUGUUUUAAUACCGAUACAUGUCAUAGUGCUUUCCGUCGUGACGUGAUCUAACUGUGCAAAUAUUAUCAAUACUAUUGUAUUAUUAUUGCCAUUAUUAGACUGAGCUGUUCAGCUGCCGAUAUCGACGCCACUGUCGAUAAGGAAUCUCGCAAGUUCGGACGUGCUUUUGACAACGCAUCGACCAUGGACGUGCUACCGAGCGGUAACAUAUUCCGGGAACUUCAGGACAUACACGAUACCGGUUAUUUCUCUGCACACGUAUCGCUCGAGGAUCACUGGCAACAGACUUGUUACGAGAUGGAACGGUACCUAAAGGAGGAACCGAUGGUCUCGUCGUCACCCGCGCGGUCCGAGUCACCGUGGCUGACGACGUGGUCGACGCGCGUGGAGGUGGAAGUGGGCCUGGACUGUGCGAGCAGCGUGACGUCCAACAGCAGCUCGCCGUCGACGUGUUGGUCCGGAUUCGCGACGCCGCCGCCCAGCCCACCGGACGAAACGGACGUUUCGCCGACCGUGGUGGCGUCGCUCCUGUCCUCGGCCGCAGCCGCCGCCGCAGCCGCCAAGGCCGCGGCUACCGCCGUGACGGCCGGCACAUCCGGUCGGGCCGCUUCGGCCGCGGCCGCGUCCACCCACUCCACGCCAGUGGCCACCACCGCCUCCGGUCUGCUGAAGGUGACCGUCGCCCCGACCGCGUCUGGAGCCGCCGUCUGCCCGGCCAGCACGGUCAGUUCUGCGGCCGGCAGCACCAUCAACGCCAGCACCAACACCACCGUCACCGUCAGCGGUCGGACGGCGGCGGCCGGCACAGCGGCCGCGGCGCCGACGACGAUUGCCGCGUCGCCCGUGCACCGCGAGACCGGCGCCGUAUCUGCCGCCGUAGUCCACGCUCCGGUGUUGUCCAUCACCACGGCUGCAUCCGUUGCGUACCACCCGAGGCUACACCUGUCACCGGACGCCGCCAAGAAGAUACACAAGUGCAAGUAUCCGGGCUGCGAGAAGGUGUACACGAAGAGCUCGCACUUAAAAGCCCACCUCAGGACGCACACCGGCGAAAAGCCGUACAAAUGCGAAUGGAUUGGUUGUGGCUGGAGCUUUGCCCGGUCGGAUGAGCUGACCCGCCAUUACCGCAAGCACACUGGCGCCAAACCAUUCAAGUGUCGCCACUGCGAGCGAUGUUUCUCUAGGUCCGACCAUUUGGCGCUGCACAAGAAACGGCACUUCACUUAAACGCAAGCACACUCGCGCACGCACACGUACACAUAUUCACACACCCAUCCACACACACAGAAAGGCGCAAAAAACACACACUACCGUUUUACCACCCAAACCGCUACCUCGGUUACACAACCCUCUGACAAUAUUACGUUAGAACUCGUUAAAAUUAAAUAUCCUUAGACACCACUUUCACACACACGUUCACACACAAGUACAGAUAGACGAACGCUCUUAAAUGUUUUGAAAAACGGUGGUAUUUAUUUCAUUAUUAUUGUAAUCUAUUAUAAUUUAUAAAAUUAU
Molecule: messenger RNA, 1722 nt
Organism: Melanaphis sacchari
Lineage: Eukaryota; Metazoa; Arthropoda; Insecta; Hemiptera; Aphididae
Product: Krueppel-like factor 6
Exons: 4
Coding region: 391-1434 (347 amino acids)
Biological process (GO): regulation of transcription by RNA polymerase II
Molecular function (GO): RNA polymerase II cis-regulatory region sequence-specific DNA binding; DNA-binding transcription factor activity, RNA polymerase II-specific
Source: RefSeq, a predicted model, not a curated record